AUGGUUUCUGAUUCUGAGAAAGACGCUUCCAAGCAGGACAAUGUCGAGCAGCAGCUUGGGCUGCUUCUCCAAAGGCUCACAGCGAUCGAACAAGGGCAGCAGGAAUCCCUUGCGCAUCAGCGGAGCAACCACGAAUUUCAGAAGGAUGUCACGCAGAGCAUAGCUGACCUAAAUCGAAACAUGGUGAUUACCACGACCCGCCUCACCACGCUGGAGAACGCAAAGGGAUUGCCACCAUCGCCUGCCGAUCUGGGCGCGUCCGCGUCCGCAUCGCUAGCUACUGGGAUGGCGCGUCUUGGAGGCCCAGGAUUACUUCCUAUGCAGAAGCCGCCAGAGCAAACCAGUCUGGACAGCCCCUCUAAUCUGAUUAAAUCACCUGUCGGGAGUGGAGUUCCCCGUUACUAUAAACUGGAUUUUCCGUUAUUUGAUGGCAAAAGUGAUCCCCUCUCUUGGAUAAAUCGGUGUGAACAAUUUUUUCGCGGUCAGCGCACAGCGGAUACGGAUAAGGUCUGGCUUGCGACGUACCAUCUCACCGGGGUGGCGCAAGAGUGGUAUUAUCAGCGUGAGCGCAACCAUGGGGUGCCGCAGUGGGAUGAAUUUCCGGAAUUGUGCCAUCUACGAUUCGGGCCACCCAUACGCAGCAAUCCGCUUGGAGAGAUCAAGCAACUUGUCCAGACGACUACCGUUGAGGCAUAUCAAGAGAAAUUUGCCACGCUCUUGUGCCGCACGGAUGCCCUCGCCGAGCCACACCAAGUACAACUAUUCGUCGCUGGACUAUCGGAGGAUGUUCGGUACGAUGUUGAAAUUUUGAAACCAACCAGCUUGGAAUUGGCCAUGAGUUUGGCACGUGCGUACGAGAAGAAACACAAUCGAGUUCGGAGCAACUCUCGCAUCCCUAGCCGCUUUAUUGUGCCAAGCCGUCAGCAGGGCGCACUUGCCCCACGUUCAAACACCAAUGUGACACAGCUGACAGGUCAAGAUGUGACGCCACCUCGUACUUUCCGCAAACUUACGCCUGCCGAGAUGGCAGAGCGCAGGCGCCAAGGUCUUUGUUUUAACUGCGAUGAAAAAUAUGUCCGCGGGCAUCAUUGCAGCCACCUGUUUUAUAUUGAAUAUGAUAAUGAAGCAGCCGACGAUGAGGACAGUUGGCAGAGAGCAGAGGAGAGCACAGAACCAGUAAUUUCAUUGUAUGCUGUCACAGGAAUCACUUCAGGGGAGACCAUGCGUUUAGCAGUGGAGAUCCAUGGAUGCCGUCUGAUAGCACUUGUUGAUUCUGGAUCAACCCACAAUUUCAUAAAUGAGGACGUGGUGCAACGUCUUGACUUACCAGUCCAACCAGCGCAUGAUGGGCUUAAGGUGAUGGUGGCCAAUGGGGACAGACUCACUAGCAAGGGCAUUUGCCGCACACUGGGACUCAGCAUAGGCAAUGUAAAAUUUGACGUGGACUGUUAUGCACUAUCCUUAGGAGGGUUUGACGUUAUUUUGGGGACCCAAUGGCUUCGUGCUCUCGGUCCGAUCCUAUGGGAUUUUGAGAAGCUCACCAUGUCAUUUUGGUUUGGAGACCGACUGGUCCGCUUCCACGGUUCACGAAGUGCAGGAGCAACAUUGCAUACCAUCACAAGCACCGGUCCUGAUCUACUUUUGAGUCUCCUAGCUGAUUAUGAAGAUCUCUUUGUGCCCCCGACAGGACUCCCCCCUAAGCGUUUUCAGGAUCACCGGAUACGCCUUCAUGUUGGCUCCACACCUGUCGUAGUGCGGCCUUACAGGUACCCGCAAAUACAGAAGGAUGAGAUUGAGAGGCAGUGUGCCGAGAUGUCAGCACAAGGGAUUAUUCAACCAAGUAAUUCCGCAUUUUCAUCUCCGGUGUUGCUUGUGCCGAAGCAUGAUAAAACAUCACGGUUUUGCGUGGAUUUUCGGGCACUCAAUGCACAAACUAUUAAGGAUAAGUUUCCAAUUCCUGUGGUAGAUGAACUUCUUGAUGAGCUUAAAGGGUCACGCUUUUUCACUAAAUUAGAUCUUCGCUCCGGGUACCAUCAGGUGCGGAUGCAUAGUGAUGAUGUUGCUAAGACUGCGUUUCGGACACAUCAUGGCCACUUUGAAUUCCUUGUCAUGCCAUUUGGACUAACAAAUGCACCGGCGACCUUCCAGGCCCUUAUGAAUGAUGUCCUUGGUCCUUUCUUACGUCGGUUUGUACUUGUUUUCUUUGAUGAUAUUUUGAUUUACAGCAUGACUUGGUCUGAUCAUCUCCGCCAUAUACGUUUAGUCCUGGAAAAGCUACGCCACCAUAAACUUGUCCUCAAGCGAUCUAAGUGUUUCUUUGGUGAGUCUACUGUCUCCUACCUUGGCCAUGUCAUAUCAGAAAGUGGAGUUGCCAUGGACCACCAGAAGAUUCAAGCCGUGGAGAAUUGGCCACAACCACGGACCGUUCGUGCAGUGCGAGGGUUUUUAGGGCUCGCUGGAUAUUACCGUAAAUUUAUCAAGAACUACGGUACACUUGCUGCCCCACUCACGAAGUUGCUCAAAAAAGAGGCUUUUUGUUGGACAGAGGAGUCCACCAAGGCAUUUGUGGCAUUAAAGAAAGCUCUAUCUACAGCACCGGUGCUCCAAUUACCAGAUUUUUCUAAGCCAUUUUUUGUCGAGUGUGAUGCAUCUGGGUCUGGUAUAGGAGCAGUGCUCCAUCAGGGAGAGGGUGCGGUGGCAUUCUUUAGCCGUGCCAUGGCACCCCGACAUAUGGGGUUAGCAGCAUAUGAACGAGAGCUAAUUGGAUUGGUUCAAGCAGUAAGGCACUGGAGGCCAUACCUUUGGGGUAGGGAAUUUGUGGUACGGACAGACCACUAUAGUCUGAAAUUUCUCUUGGAUCAGCGUCUCUCCACAAUUCCGCAACAUCGAUGGGUUAGCAAACUCAUGGGGUUUGACUUUUCAGUGGAGUACAAGCCUGGACGGAUGAAUGUGGUGGCAGAUGCCUUGUCUCGUUGCUCGGCUGAUAUAGCUGAUGGCGGCUCACUCGCGGCUAUCUCCACACCCCAGCUUGAUAUUUUUGCUGCCCUCCGGCAAGAGGUUGAUAAUGAUACAAACCUAUCCAGUCUUCGCGCUAGCAUCUUGGAUGGAACAAAACCAGAACAAUGGUCAGUAGUUGAUGGUCUAAUCAUGUUUGAUCAACGUGUGUACGUCCCAGCAACAUCUGCACUACUUCCAGCUUUGAUGAUUUUCAUGUCCCACGUGCUCGGCAGCUGGUGCAAGAUUUUGUUCGAGAUUGUCAAACUUGUCAACGUAACAAAACAGAGCACCUACAUCCCGCGGGACUUCUCCACUUAUCAUACCGCACUGAAAGAUACUCCAUUUAAGUUGGUGUAUGGACGUGCUCCCCCGUCCUUGCGGUCGUAUGAGAAAGGAGAUGCGCGGGUUCCAGCAGUUGAACAAACUCUCCUGGAGCGGGAUGAAUUUCUGCAUGAGGUCCGGGAACGGCUAUUGCAGGCACAAGAGCAUGCUAAAUUAUAUUAUGACAGAAAUCAUAGAGAAGUGGCGUUUGAUGAGGGUGACUGGGUUUGGCUGAGACUGUUGCAUCGUCCAGCUGCUUCUGUACCAACUCAUCGUACUGGAAAGUUAGCUCCCAAGUUCUAUGGACCUUAUAAGGUAGUGGCUCGUAUUGGCGACGUUGCAUACAAACUGGAGUUACCUACUGGGGCAAAGAUACAUGAUGUUUUUCAUGUUGGUGUGUUAAAACCUUUCCGUGGGAUACCGCCAGAUGCUACUCCUUCUCUGCCAACUUUGCUUCAUGGCCGAGUAUUGCCAAAACCACUGAAGGUUGUGCGCAGCCGGAGAGCAAGAAAUGCAUGGGAAAUUCUUGUACAGUGGGAAGGUCUACCAUCAAGUGAUGCUACUUGGGAGAGGCUUGCAGAUUUCAAGGUCAAGUACCCAGAAUUCCAGCUCGAGGACGAGCUGUUUGCGAAGGAGGGGAGAGAUGUUAUGUGGGGAAACACUUAUACAAGGAAAUCUAUCGCUGGUGGCUAA
This is a messenger RNA of Lolium perenne, 4011 nucleotides long. RefSeq lists its product as uncharacterized. The record is from RefSeq and is a predicted model, not a curated record. Lineage: Eukaryota; Viridiplantae; Streptophyta; Magnoliopsida; Poales; Poaceae.